AAAGGGCACCGCGGCCAUUUUAGCUAUACUGUGGGUAUUGAUCUGUGCGAGGUAAGUUGCCAAAAUGCCGGAGCCCGCGAAGUCCGCUCCCGCCCCCAAGAAGGGCUCUAAGAAAGCGGUCACCAAGACGCAGAAGAAGGGCGACAAGAAGCGCAAGAAGAGCAGGAAGGAGAGCUACUCCAUCUACGUGUACAAGGUGCUGAAGCAGGUGCACCCGGACACCGGCAUCUCGUCCAAAGCCAUGGGCAUCAUGAACUCCUUCGUCAACGACAUCUUCGAGCGCAUCGCCGGGGAGGCGUCCCGCCUGGCGCACUACAACAAGCGCUCGACCAUCACGUCCCGGGAGAUCCAGACCGCCGUGCGCCUGCUGCUGCCCGGGGAGCUGGCCAAGCACGCCGUGUCCGAGGGCACCAAGGCUGUCACCAAGUACACCAGCUCCAAGUAAAAUAUCCUAGUGUUAAUAUUCUAAACUCAACGGCUCUUUUAAGAGCCACCCACAUUCACGACAGAAGAGUUGUAUCACUGUCACAUAUUAAUAGAGUCCUUAAAUAGAAAUACUUUGGGGGUGGGGGGUAUGUGUAAGAGACGUGAUUGGUUAUGCUCACCUAAAAUCCUUUCACCUUUCCGCUGCUCAUUCCAAGGUUAAAAGCCACCGGAAUAAAAGCUUUGUUUUUCUCAAA
Molecule: messenger RNA, 680 nt
Organism: Alligator mississippiensis (American alligator)
Lineage: Eukaryota; Metazoa; Chordata; Crocodylia; Alligatoridae
Product: histone H2B 1/2/3/4/6
Exons: 1
Coding region: 65-445 (126 amino acids)
Cellular component (GO): nucleosome
Molecular function (GO): structural constituent of chromatin; protein heterodimerization activity; DNA binding
Source: RefSeq, a predicted model, not a curated record